This is a messenger RNA of Manduca sexta (tobacco hornworm), 650 nucleotides long. Its product is annotated as pupal cuticle protein 36-like. The coding region runs from base 66 to 650 and encodes 194 amino acids. Gene Ontology annotation, cellular component: chitin-based extracellular matrix. The record is from RefSeq and is a predicted model, not a curated record. NCBI's taxonomy places the organism in Eukaryota, Metazoa, Arthropoda, Insecta, Lepidoptera, Sphingidae. The transcript has 3 exons. Gene Ontology annotation, molecular function: structural constituent of chitin-based larval cuticle.
CAUCCACCGAGCAGCACUUCGGUAGCUUCACUAGUACUUCCUCAUCACCACACACAAACAACAUUAUGAAAUUGUUCAUCUUACUCGCCGCGGUGGCUGUGUGUAAUGCCGCUAAACUAGACAAGACUUACCUCCCGCCGCACGCGCAGAGCUCAGGAGGCUCGGGGGGCAUCCUGCAGGCGCCUGGAUUGGACGCCAGGCAAGGACUGAACCCCUUCGGAGCCAACCGCUUUGGCCCAGCCGGCAACGGCGCUCCCGCCUACAGUCAAAGCGCUUACGAAGUCGCCAACCGCGCCGAGCGCCCCCGAGCUGCUCUAGAGAGGAACGCUGCUAUCCUCCGCCAGGACAACUCCAACGACGGCGAGCGGUACUCAUACGCUUAUGAGACCGAGAAUGGCAUCUACGCUGAAGAAAACGGAGUGGCAACCAACGGAGUCGAGGCUCAGGGCGGGUUCGCGUACACCGGAGAUGAUGGACAACUCUACUCUAUCAAAUACACCGCCGACCAGAACGGUUUCGUGCCGCAGGGCGACCACCUCCCAACACCUCCCCUGUCCCUGAAGGAGAUCCUCAGAGCGCUGGAGCAAAACGCGCGCGACGAGGCCGCCGGCAUCUACGACGAUGGUGAGGCUGAGUUAUUUUUGGGAUAG